CUCUUCACUCCCCCUUCCGCACUCACUCACUCCAAAGGCAAAACCCUCCAUCUCUCUCUCUCUCUCUCUCUGGGUUUUAUUUAUUGGUGUUGUACUUGGUGCAUUUCUUAGAAAGUCGUAACCUUGGCGUACAACACCAGAUCUGCCCUGUCAUUCAUUCAAUUCAAGCUAUGCUCCACUAAGUUCAGUCACCUCCGAAAUGUCCAACUCCGACCCCAAAACCCGACCCCGUCUGGGCCCAUGGCCUCCGGUCCCGGAGUCCUCCCCAAUGCCCCCUUCUUCCUGGGCUAAGAAAACCGGCUUCCGCCCCAAGUUCGGCGAGACCAAUGCCAGUGAUUCUGGCCAGAUAUCCCUGCCGGCACGGCCCCGAGAGCCCCAAACCCAGCCCGAUCUCGAAGCUGGUCGGGCUCGACCCCAACCGGCGCCCAAUGGUGUACCCGAGCGCGAGAUGGCUACCCCGCCACCAGCGCCAGGGCCGCCUUCAGAAAAGGAUAAUAAGGUGAAGAGGAGGAAGGAGUCUGAUGGAGGGUCGAAGACUGCGGCCAAUGGGCCCAGUGGGGUUAAUGGGCAGGCUGCGACUACGCCCACGGAGCCCAAUUCGCAACCGCGGAGGGCGGCCAGGAGUGAGGAGGUGGUUGAUGUUUUGCCACACGGGGUUGAUGAUGAUGGGUAUGUGGCUAGGCACUCUCAUAUGAAGUAUGAGCUCAGAGAUACACCUGGUCUUGUUCCCAUUGGCCUCUAUGGGUUCCAGCAUUAUCUCUCCAUGUUGGGUUCGAUAAUUCUAAUUCCACUCGUCAUAGUUCCAGCAAUGGGUGGUACUUAUGAGGAUACUGCAAAUGUUGUCUCCACAGUGCUUUUUAUUUCGGGAGUGACCACUCUCUUGCAGACAUCGUUUGGAUCCAGAUUGCCCUUGAUACAGGGCCCCUCAUUUGUUUACCUAGCUCCUGCAUUGGCAAUAAUCAACUCCCCAGAAUUUCAAGGACUCAAUGGAAAUAAUUUUAAGCAUAUCAUGAAGGAGCUACAGGGGGCUGUAAUAAUAGGUUCAGCUUUUCAAGCAAUACUUGGAUAUAGUGGACUAAUGUCAAUAUUUUUGAGGUUAAUCAAUCCAGUGGUUGUGUCACCAACAAUUGCUGCUGUUGGACUUUCUUUCUAUAGUUAUGGUUUCCCGUUAAUUGGUAAUUGUCUUGAGAUUGGUGCGGUGCAGAUACUAGUGGUCAUUAUUUUUUCUCUUUACCUACGGAAGAUAUCCGUUUUUGGUCAUCGUGUAUUUCUGAUAUAUGCGGUUCCGUUGGGUCUGGCAAUCACAUGGUCGGCUGCUUUCCUACUAACUGAAGCUGGAGCAUAUAGCUAUAAAGGUUGUGAUAUAAAUGUACCUGCAUCAAACAUAGUAUCUGAACAUUGCAGAAAGCAUGUUUUGAGGAUGAAGAGCUGUCGAGUUGAUACUUCUCAUGCACUAAGAUCUGCCCCCUGGUUUAGGUUUCCCUAUCCAUUACAAUGGGGUACUCCUGUCUUCCACUGGAAAAUGGCCCUUGUCAUGUGUGUGGUAUCAAUUAUUGCAUCAGUUGAUUCGAUUGGCUCAUAUCAUGCAUCUUCAUUAUUGGUGGCAUCCAGACCUCCUACUCCUGGUGUUCUUAGUCGAGGGAUUGGUCUGGAAGGUCUUUCUAGUGUCUUGGCUGGUCUAUGGGGUACUGGAACAGGGUCCACGAGCUUAACUGAAAAUGUGCACACAAUAGCCGUCACUAAGAUGGGAAGCCGUAGAGCUGUUGAAUUGGGUGCAUGCGUUUUGAUCGUCUUAUCCCUUGUCGGUAAAGUUGGAGGCUUUCUAGCAUCUAUUCCUCAAGUCGUGGUUGCUGCACUGCUGUGCUUCAUGUGGGCGAUGCUUGCUGCAUUAGGCCUAUCAAAUCUACGUUAUAGUGAGGCUGGAAGCUCUAGGAAUAUUAUCAUAGUCGGGUUAUCUUUGUUUUUCUCGCUUUCAAUACCGGCCUACUUUCAGCAAUAUGGCAUCUCUCCAAACUCCAACUUAUCUGUUCCGAGUUAUUUUCAACCAUACAUUGUAGCUUCCCAUGGACCCUUCCGCAGCAAAUAUGGAGGGGUGAACUAUGUGCUGAACACGUUAUUCUCAUUACACAUGGUGAUUGCAUUCCUUGUGGCUUUUAUCCUGGAUAACACUGUACCUGGCAAUCGUCAAGAACGCGGGGUGUAUGUGUGGUCUGAAGCUGAGGUUGCUAAGAGGGAGCCUGCUGUUGCCAAGGACUAUGAGCUGCCCUUCAGAAUUAGCAGGUUUUUCAGAUGGGUGAAAUGGGUUGGCCUUUGACAGAAUUUUGUGGUUGGUGUUGGCAUAGUCAGAAGUUAAAGCUUUUCGAGCAGCCAUUUUCAGGUGACGAUUGUACUGUACUGUGAUUCUAAAUGUAAGUUCGGGGCACAUACUCUUAAUUAUUGGCCUGGAAACUGUUUUUUCCUGCACGAACAGAGUUGCGACUUGGUAGACUCAUAGGUCUUGUAGAGAUAUUGGUGUACAUUUGAGGAACCAGAGGAUAUGGUUUUGCUGUAAUCUUAGAUAAAUGUAACUAGUUUUGAGUCAUUGGGAAUAUCAGGUGGGACUCUCUUUCAUGCUGUCAAGUGAGGUUCAUGUAUAUGUUAUUUCGUUUGUUGUUUC
Pyrus x bretschneideri (Chinese white pear) is the source of this 2656-nucleotide messenger RNA. Its product is annotated as nucleobase-ascorbate transporter 12. Gene Ontology annotation, biological process: transmembrane transport. The record is from RefSeq and is a predicted model, not a curated record. Gene Ontology annotation, molecular function: transmembrane transporter activity. Gene Ontology annotation, cellular component: plasma membrane. NCBI's taxonomy places the organism in Eukaryota, Viridiplantae, Streptophyta, Magnoliopsida, Rosales, Rosaceae.